AUGACAGGAGAGCUUUGCCGCCCUACCCUUUUCACUAUUGUAUUCCUGCUCCUUACAGGUCUCUAUGGUUUCGUCAAGUUCUCGCAUGAGAAUGACUACGCGACCGAAGUCAAAACAGCAAUCGACUUGAAGGAACCUAUUCAUCUCAUCUCUAUUUCCGGUUUUCAUCCCCUCGUUGAACAUGCUGUUGUCGAUUCUGCUCGUCCGCUCAUCACCUAUGCGUACACUGAGUCCCCGACUGUUCAAGAGAACUUAAUGUUUUUCGUCGAACAUGGUUUGCAUGACAGCGCGGACUUCAUCUUCAUCCUCAAUGGACCCACCAACGUCGCCAACCUAAUCCCGAGCAAGGCCAAUAUUCAAGUCAUCUCGCGAGCAAACGAAUGCUUCGAUCUAGGCGUCCAUGGAGAAGUCCUCCGCAAGGAUGGACUGUGGAAGAAGUACAGCCGCUUCAUCAUUCUCAAUUCCAGUAUCCGAGGGCCCUUCAUGUCAUACUGGAGCCGCACCUGCUGGAGCGAUGCGUUUCUAAGCCGCGUCACUAAGGAUGUCAAGCUCGUAGGAACAACAGCAACCUGCCACCCCAAAUUCCACAUCCACCCCACGAUCUGGGCUACGGAUUCAGUCGGCAUGGAACUUCUCCUAGCCCCACCCAAGAACCCACCAGAGCACCACGGCAGCAGCCAAAUAGUCGCCCUCGAAGGCUGCUAUAAGAGCCAAGCGCAAGCAUCCCGCGGCGAGAUCGAAGCAACACAUGUGAUCAAGAAGGCAGGAUACGAAGUCGACGUCAUGAUAGCCGCAUUCCACGAGACCGGAAGCUACGAAGACGACUGUACUAAAGACUGGGCUCAGGAAUCAGUGUUAUACCAGCACUUCUACAGCAGGGUCGCCCAUCCGUACGAGACGUUGUUCAUCAAGGCGGACAGCGAUGCCGAUCCAGUUGCCCUAGCUACUCAUACAGAACGGUACAAACCUCAUGAUGGGAAUGGCAGCUGGGACACGUGUCGUUGAGAAGGUCAAGAAGGCCAAGAUGAUCGGUUUGGCUUGCGCAUUAAUUGUACUGCAAGUAUAUGUUCAUAGGCUGGUCAUUAUUUUGCUUGUAGAAACCGUGU
Messenger RNA from Daldinia decipiens, 1106 nucleotides. RefSeq lists its product as uncharacterized. Lineage: Eukaryota; Fungi; Ascomycota; Sordariomycetes; Xylariales; Hypoxylaceae. The transcript is spliced from 4 exons. The coding region runs from base 1 to 1005 and encodes 334 amino acids. The record is from RefSeq and is a predicted model, not a curated record.